Messenger RNA from Besnoitia besnoiti, 2295 nucleotides. Its product is annotated as GAF domain-containing protein. The coding region runs from base 1 to 2295 and encodes 764 amino acids. Gene Ontology annotation, cellular component: mitochondrion. Lineage: Eukaryota; Apicomplexa; Conoidasida; Eucoccidiorida; Sarcocystidae. The record is from RefSeq and is a predicted model, not a curated record. Gene Ontology annotation, molecular function: protein binding. The transcript has a single exon.
AUGGCGAUCCGGAAAGGCGCAUCAAGGGCUGCGGCUAAGACAGCCGGCGUCCUCCGCCAGCUGCAUCUCAGGAAGCCGUUUCUUCGGCCCCGCUCUCCCUCGGCAGGCUCCCGACGUCCCGCCGCCUCGGGAUCCUGCCCUCAUCUGUCGGACUCGUCUCCUUCGUCACCGGGGGUUUCGGCUUCCUCAGCGGUGGAUCCGAGCAGCGAUCCGCCUCCGCCCCCGCUGGAGGCCUCGUUAGGGCGAUAUACGUCUUCGGCUGGGUCGCCUCUCGGGACCCGAGUGUCUUCUUUUUCUGGCGCGUGCCCAGCCCCGGUCGUGCCUUCGUCGUGUCCGUCUGCUCUUUUUUCGUCAUCUUCUGUGCUGUUUCUGAGUCCGCCGGGGUGUCGGGUGUCCUGCCUCGUCACGCGCCGCUUCCUCGCGUCGGGGGCUCCUGCUCCGGCGUCGGUGUCUCUCUGGCCUCGGGGGCGCCGAGUCGCCGGCGCUUGCUCAUCGCCAGGGGUCAGCUACUUCUUCUCCGCUUCGGCGUGCUCGCGACCGGUCGCGGCUUUUGGGAGGGGGAUGGAGGGGCGGGCAGCGCCUUCGUCGUCGCUUCCGCCGCGCUCGCCGCAUCCUGCGCUGCUCGCGGGUUCGCCCUCUCCGUCGUCGCGGCCGCCGCUGCCCCUCGCGUCGUCGGCGUCUGCGGCGCCCGAGUCUGCACGAGACGCGCAUGCAGAGGCUCCAGGCGCAGCCGCGCCUCCGGCGUCGGGGGAUGCGCCGGCUGCAGCGGUCGCGCCGGAGCCGCUCACGUGGAACGAGUGGUGGCGGGUAUUCAGUUUUUCGGCGUUGCCGAUGGUCGCCUUCGGGUUGAUGGAUCAGUUCAUCAUGAUUCGUCUGGGGGACUUGUUGGACACGACGCUGGGCGUGACGCUGGGGCUCGCGACCCUCUCGGCGGCGGCCGUCGGUCAGCUGUGCAGCGACACAGCGGGUGUGUUGUUUGGGAACACGAUCGAGUCGCUCGCGCAGCGCUUCGGCGUGGCAACGCCGCCGUUCGAGAUCUACACGAAGCGCGCGCCCUCGUCGACCAACCUGGUGCGCACGCUGGGCGCGGCGUGUGGCGUGGCUGUCGGCUGUCUCCUCGGCAUGACGCAGCUGCUCUUCAUGGACUUGGAUCGCGCAGAGCGCCUCAAGAAGCAGCAGCAACUCGACGCGAUCUUCCGCCUCGUCAUGCAGGAGUGCCCCAGGCUUUUUUCCUGCGAGCGCGCGACGCUCUUUGUGUACGACCGGAGUCGCAACGAGAUCUGGUCCAAAGCGGUUUUCGGCCUGGAACACGCCACACGCGUCGAAAAGGGCGAGCAGAACAAGACUGUCACCACGUGGAUCCUGGAGCACAAGCAACUCGUGAACUGCCCCGACGCCUACCGCGACCCGCGCUUCAAUCCGCGCUUCGACGAACGCCACAAAAUCAAGACGCACACGCUGCUCGCCGCGCCGGUCUUUGGGAAGGACAGAGACGUCGUCGCCGUCCUUAUGUGCAUCAACAAGCACGCGCCCACCUACCGUGAGGAGACGAGUCGCCGCGAGUCCUACGUCUUCACCGACCAAGAUGAAAAGAUGAUUCAGCUGCUGAGCAAAAACAUCGAAAUCUUCAUGGAACAAUUCAACUACGGCGCCGCAGACGACCAGAACUUGAUCGCUCUCCCCGUCCAGCCGGAACACCUUCCCUCCGGUUUCGCUGCGGACCCCGCGCAGCAGGCGGAGAACGUCGCGAGGUCUUCCUGGGGCACAGGCUCGCUGUUUUUUCCUUCUUUUUUCCGCGCGAAAAACCGCGAAGAGCCCAGCGCCGCCGCCGAGCCAGAGGCGCCCUCCGCCGCGGCGCCGGCGCGCCAGUCCUCGACGCAGCUCGCGGGCGAGACGCAAAAAGGAGAAGAAGGCCGGAGGGGGGCAGCCGCGCAGGGCGGCGGCGAGAAAGGCGUCAGCGCCGCGAAGCGCGAGCCCGACGCUGAGGAGGAUAUGCCUGAGGAGCUCAGCUGGAGGCAGGCGCUUCUCGCGUGGAUGUCGGCGCACGCCGGGGAGGUCCCCAGCGCCGCGGCCGCGCCUUCUGAAGACGCGGAAGAGAGCGAGGGAGACGGCAAGCCCAGAGAGGACAGCCCCAUGACGGGGGACGUGAUUCUUAUGCCGCGCUUCGAGAUUCCACUGAUGCGCGCAUCCACCUCCCCUCACGAGGAGAAGAUAGACAAACAACCGAGCGGCUUCGCGUUCUGGAGGAAAAGAGAGAGGCGAAGCGAAGCCGACACGUCUUUGUCGGGCGCGUAG